AUGGUUCGGUCGAAGAGUCCGGUCUCGGAAACAGCAGGAAUCAGGCUGAGAGGAAGGGGAAGAGAAAACAAGGAGAGGCAAUCAUGGGCAACGCCCAGUCGCCGUCCCCCGACCCUCCCCUUGAUGCGGCAAGCUUGGCUUUCUCGAAGCAAGAGUUGGAGGAUCUGAGGUCGCUCUUCGUGUCGCUGGCUGCUCAAUCUGGGAGCAACCGCAAGUUCAUUUCCCAGCCCGUGUUUCAGGCGUAUUUUCGGGUUCCUGGCCCGCUCGGCGCCAGGAUGUUUCAACUGGCUGCUCGAAAGCGGAACGAUGGCAUGCUCACUUUUGAGGAUCUCGUUGUUACCAAAGCAACAUAUGAGAAAGGUGCUCGAGACGAAAUUGAGGAAUUUAUAUACCAAUUAUGUGAUGUUACAGGAGACAGCAUUCUAGGAAGGUCUGAUAUCGAGGCUGUACUAAAGUCAAUACAUGAAGCCUUAUUUUCUCCAGAAUCUGAUGAUAAUGACUUGAGUUCACAACACCAGGAUAUUCUAGAAGUGUUUAUUAAUGCAGCAAUAUUUUCGGAAAAAGUUGAAGGAUUGGCCGGGGAAAGUAUGUCUUUGGCAGAUUUUAGAAGUUGGUGUAGCCUUCUCCCAUCAGCAAGGAAGUUCCUUGGAAGUUUGUUGACACCACCUGAUUCAGGCAGACCAGGCUACCAAGUUCCAUGUCUACAGCAUCCAGAAAAUGUAUCAUCUGAUAUGCUACUCUUGUGGAAAGAAUAUGCUUGGCAUAUUGGAGGAGCUCUCUCGCAGAAUGAGGUGGAAGAGUGGAAGCUUUUGUACCAUAGUGCAGUUAAUGGCCUCAGCUUCUCAACCUUUUUGGGCAAUAUAUCAAAUGGAGAUGGACCGACUGUGUUGAUUAUCAAAGAUACUGAAGGUUAUGUGUAUGGAGGAUAUGCUUCUCAACCAUGGGAAAGGCAAAGUGAUUUUUAUGGUGAUAUGAAAUCCUUUCUCUUCCAGUUGUAUCCAAAAGCUUCCAUUUUUCGUCCAACAGGAGCAAAUAAUAAUUUGCAAUGGUGUGCUGUGAACUUUAGCUCAGAUAGCAUCCCAAACGGCAUUGGCUUUGGAGGACGUGCAAAUCACUUUGGUCUUUUUCUAUCUGCAAAUUUUGAUCAGGGCCACACCUUUUCCUGCACAACUUUCAACAGUCCUUGCCUAUCGAAGACAAGUAAGAUACAUCCAGAAACAAUCGAGUGUUGGGGAGUCCUAGCAAAAGGGCCACAGAAUGGAAAGCCUGAGGUAUUGAAAGGUACGGUUCUCGAGAGGUUUAAGGAGGAUCGAAACAUGCUUAAGAUGGUAGGCCUGGCAAACUCAAGCGACUGAACAUUCAGAGUGAUAAUUUAUCAAGGUAAUAACAACUAGAGAAAUGGCUUCUUUACAAGAUUAUUUUCCCCUUCAUGCUAUGUUACAUACAAGAGCACAGUCUCUCCCUUGAAUGACUCUCUUAUCUGUCUGCUGUCGCAUUGCUGGUUUUAUCUAAGUUCAUUUCUCAUCGUUAGAUAUUACACAUGGAUUGGGGACGGUUUCUGUUGUGCUCGAACAAUUAUAAGUUUCAGAAGAUGACUAUAGAGAGCCUCAUGUAUAUGGACAGAGUAUGGUAAAAUGUAAAUGGUGAAUGUUACAUGCAAGUCAUAUUAUAUUUGUGGAUAUUGACAUUCUCAAACUUCAACCUCCCGUAAUUUUCUCCAGUAGGUAACCAGUGGCCAUCACUUUCCUGGUAGCUUGGACUGUAUAAUUGUUGAACAGUUGUUCUAUCAUCUUCCUCAAGUUACCCUCGAGUUCUGGAGUAACUCCUGGCCACUUGAAUUCGCGGGCGACAGAAGCAUUAUCUGAUGCACUUGGUUCAUUGUUUAAGAUGCCACACUCCAAUUCCUAGCUGUGUUACCAUGCAUAAAAUUCCACCUUAUGUAAGUGUGGCCAGCUCAUAGCCUGCUACGUCCAAAAUAGUGGCAGUGAGUAGUGGCUAUCAGAAUCAUCAAGAGUUUGAUUUCAAUUGAUUUCCUGCUGAAAGAAACAUGAAUCAAUCUUGCGACUGUGGUUGCAAGGUGUGCAAGUCUCACCGUCCUGCUCUACUGUCGACGACUGCUGCUAACAGAGCUCGUCAGGUGCACUCAAUGAUUGGAGUCUCUCACUCUCUUGAAAAGGCGUGGCCAAGUUCGACCGACCAUGUCGUUGUUUUAGUGCCCUUCUGCAACAUGCCAAGCUCUUUCUCGCUUUCCUCACUGGAGUUGAGACUCGACUUGUUCUUCCAUCAUUUGGUCCCCCCAUUGUCCUGAGUCCUCGUUCCACUAGAUUUACAGCCUGAUGCCAGUGAGCAUUCUGGCUACCAGAAAGGAGAAAAGAAGAGAGAGAGAGAGAGAGAUAGUUGAAGGUCCCUACGAGGUCUUAGCUCAUGACCCUUGAGUUAUAAUAUUACUAAUCCUUGUCCGCUGGUUCCCUGACAGAAGAAAACAAUCAGAUUCCUUACAGCUCCAUGAAUUCUGCAGUGGAUACAUGGCGUGACCCAGAAGCUGUUGGUGUUUGAGCACAUUCCCAUGUGUUUUCUUAUCUCCUUGUUCAGAUAACCCCACGACACAUGCAGCAAGGAUUAGAUAUUGUAGCAUUACUGCAUGCUAAUUGAAAGAUACCCACUCAUUUAUGUAUGUGCACAUGCAAAAAGAGAGUUGGGGAUCUGUGGAUAUCAAAUGCAGGCGAGGUGGGCGUACCCAUGGUCUACAGGUGUCCCAUCCAUAUGCUCAUGGAGAAGAAGAGGCAGGUGGGUUUGCAUGAUGGGGAACUGGAGGAGGAGAGGGUGCAGAGUACAUUGCACACAACAGCAGGGGAGAUGAACGGUUGGAAAGUGGCAGGUGUUGGACUAAUCUUAUCUUCUUCUUCUUCUUCUUCUUCUUCUUCUUCUCCAUCUUCAUCCCUGAGAGUCCUAAUUCCCUUCCAUCAAGUACAUGUAGUCGGUCCCCAUCAAGCUAAAACCCACAUGAUAAAAUAGCUUCACUGUCCUGCUUUUUGUAGAUGGAGAUCAAGGAAGUGGCAAUGCCUAACAAAAUACUUGUUUGAGCUCAGUAGAUGGAAACUCUAAUAUUGACCACAAUUCUGAUUAGAGCUGCAUUCUGACCCAGUACACAAGCAGUCGGUUCUGAACGUUGGUAUUCUCAAUGGUCAAGUUUAGGCAAUCCAUCUUUCAUGUUAUGGUGGAGUUCAACCUACUCUCUCGGUCAUACAUUCCGGCGAUGAGAGUCCUCCGGGUCCCUGAUGAGGUGACUACAGAGAAAGGAUUCGACCUGACUCCUUGGAUCGACGCGGAUUAUUGAGGGACUCGGGAUGUAUUCCAGUUAAAAGAAAACAACCCCGGUUGCCAGGAGUCGUCGAUAGACAACACUCCACGUGGAAUAUAAUUGCUUGGGGCUCACACUGGAUGGCUGUGAUGAGGACACAAGCGCAGCACUGGCUUCUGCAUACCACCACCUGACCAUUCCUCAUCAACAAUCCAUGGAUGUUCUGAUCGAUCGACCAGGCGUGUCCCUUACAUCUGUAGCCAGAUGUUGCUGCGUCCGAAGUUAUUCUUCGCGGGCUAUAAAUGCAUGGUAAUAUCACUCGGACACCUUCAGCACCACCAACCGUCCACGGCCCCCGCCAUCUCUCUCCCCUCUUCUUUGUCGUCGCUUCCAGACUUGAGCCACUACCAAACACAUAUGGCACAACAUCACCCACAAGCUUGGUCUUGGAUAGAUCUGCACCACCAUUAUCAGCAUCUCUACCAAGCAGAGGAGGAGGAAUCAAUGGUUGAGAGAGAAAACAUGUUUGAAAAGCCCCUAACCCCUAGCGAUGUAGGCAAGCUCAACAGGCUGGUCAUCCCAAAGCAGCACGCCGAGAAGUACUUCCCCCUCGGCCGCGACUCAGGCGAGAAAGGCCUUCUGCUGAGCUUCGAGGACGAAUCAGGCAAGGCAUGGCAGUUCCGGUAUUCUUACUGGACCAGUAGCCAGAGCUACGUGCUGACCAAAGGGUGGAGCCGCUUUGUCAAGGAGAAGAGGUUAGAUGCAGGCGAUGUCGUGCUCUUUGGACGUCCACGGUUCGGGGGAGACCGUCUCUUCAUCGGGUGCAGACAUCGGUGGGCAAACGAGAGCCCGCCACCGGCUCACGCCAUGGCCGUGCCCACUGCGGCAGGGCCACGGCGGGCAGUGUGCCACCCUGAUCCUUGCUCCUGUCCAACGAGCACCUCAUGCUUCAGCUCGGUGCAGGAGGACUGUCUUCUUCUUCGCGCAGGCGAUCAGAGGGAUGAAGCAGUGCAGAGUGAGGCAGUGGCACCUGCUCACUCGAAGCGAUUCAGACUCUUCGGCGUGGAUUUGGACUAUCGGCCGGCGCCUGAGCCGGAGCCUUCGAUCCCAAUCUCAUGGUUUUAGGCCACAGCGCAUGCCAGUCCAAGCCGACAAAUGCUUCCAGCUCGGUUGCUGCAAAGACUCGACUCACAAGGUUGCCUAAAUCGAGAAAAUAGGAUAAAAGGAGGAAGGCCACGUUCACAAGGUUCGAUUCACUUGUGAGUUCCCAGCAUAAGACACGAGAACAACAAAAGUUAGGAGAAGAGGAGGGGACAAGAAUUCCCCGGUUUUCCGUUUAAAUUUCCUUCGAAAAAAUGCACUGUGCAGGGUCUGACGAAUGGGUGAAGUUUCAGGAAACGUCAGCUUGGCACUGUGACUCACUCUCGUUAGGUGUGUUGUUCUUCGGGAAAGGACUCCAGAAAUCACUGGCACCUUCUUCUUUUUAUUUUUUCUGAAGUUGAACAGGAAUCGAGUACAGUGUACAGUGUACACUCGACCAUCUUUAACUAGGCAAUAAACUGAUCGAUGUGUUGGCACA
Messenger RNA from Musa acuminata AAA Group (dessert banana), 4880 nucleotides. RefSeq lists its product as uncharacterized. The record is from RefSeq and is a predicted model, not a curated record. The transcript has 9 exons. Bases 84 to 1355 code for a protein of 423 amino acids. Lineage: Eukaryota; Viridiplantae; Streptophyta; Magnoliopsida; Zingiberales; Musaceae.